CAAUGAUUGAUGCAGGCGACCACGCAGCAGGCAGUGCGUCGGUCAGUCACCGCACGGAAACAUGCAGUAAGAUGAAAACGCGUACGCGAAGUCCAUCCACGGUGACGAGACGCAAAAAGCCCUCAUGCAUCGUCCGUCCAUGUAGACGCCAUUCACGAGCCCACCACACCACCUGUGCGCCUCUGGCCUGCCUGAGCACGGACACGCUCAUCCACCCACUAAUAUUAGUAUUCACACUGAAGAGUCCUCCCCGGCCCAUCCCUCCCCUCCCUGGCUCACCAACUCCUCCCCUCAUUUCCCCUCCCUCCCUCAAUUAGUCGCUAGCUAAAGACGCAGCCACCCGGCGGCUGGCCCCACUUCACUCACAGACAAAGAGAGAGACGUGAGGCUGAUCCAUCCAUCGUCUAGUGCGUGCUUGGUCCGGUGUUCAGGCAUAUGUACAGACAGGCAGGCAGGGAGGCAGGCAGACAGACAGAGGGAGGGAGGGAAGGAGGAAGAGAGGGAGGGAGGGAGGGAGGGAGGCAAGACGAGAGCCGGCCUGCGUGGGUCACCGGAUGCAGGGAAAAACCGCCCCAGGCAGGCAGGCUGGCAGGGAGUCAGAUAGAUACUCGUCUGUCUUUAAUUAUGGCGCACACGCACAUCCUGCAGCAGCAAUGAGUGCAUUUGCGAUAGCUACAAACCAGGCAGGAGGCAGGAGGCAGGCACUACAUCGUCUGACUAGACACUCACACGACUACGGCUCGCUGGCUGGCUGUCUGUCUACAGCUAGAGCUACAGUUCGUCGUGGCCUGGCGCCUCUGUGGACUCGCUGCCGCCCUCCUCCUCGCCGCCCUCCAUGUCGCCCAUCUUCUCCUGGGCCUUCUUGAUCAGCUCCUCUACGUCUGCCUCAGCGUCGCUCGACGGCUUAUCCCCUGCACACACACAUACACACAAAAUGUGAUAGACAUACUCAGCUCGUGUGGGUGGGUGGGUGGGUGGAUGGGUGGGUGUGGACCUUCCUCCUCGUCCUCGUCUUCAUCCUCGUCGAGCGGGCCCACAUCGACCUCCUCGAUGGGCGCCUCGGGGUCUACACCGAUGUCCAUCGACAAGUAGCGAUACCUACACACACACCAGCAAACAGACCAUAUAUACCACAUUGCUUGCACAGCCUGGUGUGUAUGUUAUGUGGAGGUAUGUGGGCUCACAGUUUGGCGGCCAUGUCUGUUGGGUUCUCAACGUCAAAUCCCGAGGCCAGCAUGGCGCUGUCGAAGAGCAUCGACGCCGUCGCCUUGGCGCCCUUGUCCUCCUCGUCAGCCUGCGCACACCCACACACACACACACACAGAUUUUUGUGUGGCUGGCUGAGUGUGUGUGUGACCCACGUACCUUGAUUUUCUCGAGUAGCGACUUGAUGACGGGGUGGUUGGGAUUGAUUUCGAGGACCUUCUGGCCGGCCAUCAUCUUGACCUCGUUGUUGUUGGCGAAGGCCUGCGACUUCAUGAUCUUCUCCAUGUAGGCCGAGUAGCCCCACUGCGACGCCACCACGGCCACAGGGUCCUCCACUAACCUCUUGCUCAGCUCAACCUGAUGACACACAAGCACACAGAGAGAGGGGAGGGUGUCUGUGUCUGUGUCUGUCUGUGGGUGUGGGUGUCGCGGCGCUGUUACCUUUUGGAUUUUGUCCUUGAGGUGGUUCUUCCACCACUUCAUGAGCGGCUCGUACAUCUCCUUGAGCUUCUUGUCGCGCUUCUUGUCGUCCUCGGACUCGUCGAACUUGAUGUCGCCCUUCUGGAUGGACACCAGCUUCUUGCCCUCGAAGUCGAGCAUCUUUUGGAAGCACGGCUCGUCCAUCGACUCUGUUGCCAUUUCGUUGCAUGCAUUGCCACACACACACAGAGAGAGAGAGAGAGAGAAAUCCAUGACUCUCUCUCUCCCUCCCUCUCUCUCUCUCUGUCCGUGUGUGGGGGUGGGGGGGCCUGCCUGUGAGGAAGACGACUUCGAGGUCUCGUUUCUUGAAGGCCUGCAUGUGUGGGGACUUCAUGAGCUGGUCGGUGGACUCGCCGGCCAUGUAGUAGAUGGUGUCCUGGUUCUCCUGCAUCCUGUCGACGUAGUCGUCGAGGCCGAUCUGCUUGUCCAGCGACUUGCUCGUGUGAAACCUGAUCCAUAUCAUCCACACGACACGCGCACAAGGAGGGACACACAGACGAGCACCACGGUGAGUGUGCUGUGCCGUGGACCACGUCUCUGUCUGUCUGGGUGGCGUGUGCGUGUGUUAAGUAAGAUGGUCUCUUCAUUCGUGUGUGUGACGUCUGUCUCAUCACGAUCGCGUCAGCGUGGAGUGAUUUGUGUGCACGUCAGCUAAUCCUCAGCGAUCCCCCCUCCCCCUUGCCCUCCACACGAGCACACACACGCAAACGCACCUGAGGAGCUUGACGAUCUUGGCCCUGUUGGAGUCGUCUUCGUAGCAGCCGAGCUUGAGGUUGCGCGAGAACUGAUAGUAGAACUUGUCGAACCGAGACUUCUCGUCCUUCUUGGGCUUCUCGUCUUUCUUCUCCUUCUCGCCCUCGGCCUCUGCACGACCAACAUGACAGACACCGACACACGGAGGCGCAUGGGCGCAUGUCAUGUUUGGCUUGGGGGCUGUGCUGUGUGUGUUGGGUGUGUUGGGUGUGUUGGGUGUAUGGCAAUGUGUAGUGAGUGUACCUUCCUCCUCCUCCUCCUCCUCCUUUUUCUUGUCGGCCUCCUUGGCGAGCUUCUUGAACAGCUCGAGCGUCUUGCGCACCAGCUUCUUGCUGAUCACCUUCAUCACCUGCACACAAAUAUCCAUCGCCCACGCGACGCAAUGGAACACACUUUUUUUUUCCAUCCAUCCAUCCAUCCUCCGGCCCAUGCACCAACCCACCCACCUUGUGUUGCUGCAGCUGCUCCCUGUUGACGUUGAGUGGCAGGUCGUCCGAGUCGACGACGCCGCGCAUGAAGUGGAGGUACUUUGGCAUGAGGUCCUCGAACUGGUCCGCCACCAGCACCCGCCUCACGUACAGCUUCAGCUGGCUCUGCUGCUUGAAGUAGUUGUCGAACAUGUCCAUCGGGGCGCGGCCGGGGAUGUACAGAAUCGACUGCACUCACUCACACACACACACACACACACAGGUAGACACCGACAGGGAGAGGGAGCGGUGGGUGUGUGUGAUGGGUGGCUGAUGGGUGUGUGGUGGGUGACGGACGGACGGACGGACCUUGAAUUCGAUUUCGCCCUCAGCGUUGAAGUGGGUGUAUGCGAGAGGGUCCUGGUAGUCUUUGGUGGUGCUCUUGUAGAACUCCUUGUACUCGGUGUCGGUCACCUCCUCCUUCGGACGCAGCCAUAUCGCCUUCUGCGUGUUGAGCUGCUCCCACUCCCUGCACACACACACACACACACACACACACGCGCAGACACAUGAAUGAAUGACCGUCCACCCACCCAGCUCCCUCCCUCCCACCAGUAUUUCUUGGUGACAGAUUUGGUCUUCUUCUUCUUCUCCUUCUUGUCCUCUCCCUCGUCCCCUUCCUCCUCUUCCUUGACCUCGACGUCCUCCUCCUUCUUGUCCUCUUCGUCCUCCGCCUCGACGGGCACCUCCUCGGUCUUGCUCUUCUCCACACGCAGGUAGAUCGGGAAGGAUAUGAACUGGGAGAACUUCUUGGCCAGGUCGCGCAGCUUGUACUCAUUCUGAGGGUGGGUGGCGGGGCGGCAAGGCAAGGCAAGAGUGGGCAGGGCAAGGAGAGAGGGUGUGUGUGUUGGUGUUGUCGCGUACGCACCAGGAAUUCGGUAGAGUCUUCCUUGAGGUGCAUGGUGAUGCGAGUGCCCCUGCCGAGUGUGUCGCCUCGGGGGUCCUUGGCGAUCCUGAAGUUGGCGUCUGCAGUCGACUCCCAGAUGUGCUGCUCGUCGUCGUGGUGCUUGGACGUCACCUACAGCAGGGCCAGCCAUUGCAUGGACACACACCACACAGGCAGGCAGGGAUGGUGUGCUGAGUGAGGUUGUGCGGGGUGGGUAUGGUAUGGUGUGGGGGCUGCGUGUCGCGCGUACCGUGACUUUGUCGGCGACGAGGAAGGUGGAGUAGAAACCCACACCGAACUGACCGAUCAGAUUCACAUCGGCACCUGGCACAUCAUACACACCACAACACACAACACACACGUCCACCCACCCUGUCUCUGUGUGUGUGUGCGUGUGUGUGCGUGAGUGUGCGUCUGACCUCCAGCAACGGCUUCCAGGAAGUUUGUGGUUCCGGAUUUGGCGACAGUGCCGAGGUUGUUGAUGAGGUCCUGUUUGGUCAUGCCGAUACCCGUGUCGGUGAGGCUGAGGGUCUUGGCCUCGCUGUCCCACUCUAUCCUGAUGUCCAAGUCCUUCUUGUCGCCCAACACCUGCAACACACACACACACACACACACACACACGUGUAACCACCGAGUUGACGAGUAUGAGGGUGAGGCUGCAGGGUGUGGUGUGUGUACUCACCGCUUCGUCGGUAACGGAGAGGUAUCUGACUUUCUCGAGCGCGUCCGCGGCGUUUGAGAUGGUCUCGCGAAGGAACACCUCCUUCUGCGUGUACAGACUGUUGAUGAUAAUGUCCAUCAGCCGAUUCACCUGCACACAACACAACACACGUAUGGCCACACACAGAAGGAGGUGGGGUGGCUGUGUGUGGGGUGGCUGUGUGUUUCUGCGGACCUCAGCCUGGAACUCGUAGUUCUCCGAGGACUUGCCGAGGGCCUCCUUCUCCUCGUCAGACAUGGAGUCCAUGUUCUUGCUGUGGCGCACACAACCAAACAAGACACAUACCAUCCGCAGUGCCUAGUGCCCGUCUGCAGCCUCUGAGCCGCGUUCCUCACCCAUCAGCGGGCUUGUUCUUGGGCUCAUCCUCUCCCUCGUCGUCGAGGGCACCUUCGUGCCCCUCGGCCGCGAACUCUUCAGGCAGAUCUUCGUCCUCACACACAACUACACACACACAUGGGCGGUCAGCAUGAAGCGGCCACGUGCCGUCUCCGUGCUGUCUGGCUGUGCGGCGCACCUGUGUUGAGGCUGAGCAGGAAAACCAGGGCCACGAGGCCCAGCAGCAGCCAAUGGCGCACCAUCUCCGAGAAGAGGAGUGUGUCGAGCCGCCGCCAAGGGAGAUCGGCGCAGGAAGGUGACCAAGCUGACAGUCUCCGCACCCAGCAGCGGCUUUCUGGUGUUUUCA
Molecule: messenger RNA, 5195 nt
Organism: Vitrella brassicaformis
Lineage: Eukaryota; Vitrellaceae
Source: the annotation of a GenBank genome assembly